Mytilinidion resinicola is the source of this 288-nucleotide messenger RNA. RefSeq lists its product as uncharacterized. Gene Ontology annotation, cellular component: nucleus. The annotation marks the transcript as partial. Gene Ontology annotation, molecular function: zinc ion binding; DNA-binding transcription factor activity, RNA polymerase II-specific; DNA binding. The record is from RefSeq and is a predicted model, not a curated record. The transcript has a single exon. Gene Ontology annotation, biological process: regulation of DNA-templated transcription. Lineage: Eukaryota; Fungi; Ascomycota; Dothideomycetes; Mytilinidiales; Mytilinidiaceae.
GUCCCACUCUCUGGCCCACCGUUUAAAGCGACGUCUCUCUGAGCCAUGCCUGCCAUUCUACCAAUGAAAGUCAUCAAAGUUGGGGCGAGCGCCCAAAGUAGAAUUGCACAGGCGUGCGACCGGUGCAGAAGCAAGAAGAUCCGGUGCGAUGGUAUCCGGCCUUGCUGUACACAAUGCGUCAAUGCGGGCUUUGAGUGUAAGACAAGCGAUAAACUCUCGCGAAGAGCAUUUCCAAGGGGGUAUACUGAGUCGUUGGAGGAGCGGGUUCGAUCGCUUGAACACGAGAUA